Penaeus chinensis is the source of this 765-nucleotide messenger RNA. Its product is annotated as mucin-1-like. The record is from RefSeq and is a predicted model, not a curated record. The transcript is spliced from 6 exons. Bases 1 to 765 code for a protein of 254 amino acids. NCBI's taxonomy places the organism in Eukaryota, Metazoa, Arthropoda, Malacostraca, Decapoda, Penaeidae.
AUGUCCACGAGCCGCACCCCGCGAUGCCGACACUGCGCUCACUCCCUCGUGAGAGCUGAGGAUGCGCAGAAAAAAAUUUCUGAAGGUGAAAUGAUCCCUCGGAAAUGCGUGAAUGGUCGACAAGAACAUAAUGGUGACGGCCCUUACAAGGAAAGCCAUGGCACCAUCUGCAUCAACAGCACCAACUUCAACACCAGCUCCUGCACCAACUCCAACACUAACUUCAGCACUAACUUCAGCACCAUAGCUCCACCACCAACUUCAGCACCAACUUCAGCACCAACUCCAACACCAACUCCAACACCAACUUCAGCACCAACUUCAGCACCAACUUCAGCACCAACUUCAACACCAACUUCAGCACCGACUUCAGCACCCUCGCUAUCCCAGCCCUCACUGCAGCAGGACAAGCAAGAGUCCAACAGAGAAACAAAGGAUCUGCUACAAAUCUUCAUGAUGCAGCAACAGAUGGUUCAGCAGGAGAGGCUGUCUGUGUUCCUCCUCGAGCAAAAGCAGCCUCAUCCUACAGCAAUUCGUGCACAGAUGAGGCUUUUGGGCACACCGAGUUUGCAAGGAACUCCGGUUUACACAGCCCGUGUGGAUGUUGCUGUAUCCGCGCGGAAGUAUCUGCAGGAACCAGUCUUCAAGUCGUACAGUAUUGUUCUGACUCUUAUUCCCAUGGAAAACUCCGUACCACUCACCCUGGUUCCUAUUUUCUUCGUUUAUCGGGCACACGGUAUCACGUUCAAUAUUAGCUUACAUUAG